AUGGAAGGAGGUCGACCGCCGGCGCAUCUGUGUAAAGUGUGCGAGAAGAGCUUCCCCAGUGGGCAAUCCCUCGGCGGCCACAUGCGGUCCCAUCACAUCGCGGUGGCUGGCGGCGGCGAGGAGCCGAGGGCGCCACCGGGAUCGUACCGACUCAGGGUGAACCCUAAGAAGACGUGGCGGAUGUCUGGCCCCGGAAACGGUGACGACGGGGAGAAGCGGUGCGGCGAGUGUGGGAAGGAGUUCUUGACUUGGAGGGCUUUGUUCGGCCACAGCGAGUGUCACUUUCCGAAACCAAAGCCAGUGAAACAGUUCGAUGCAGGGAUUACGUCGGCAGCGAUCUCGCAGCGGAGGCGGAUGCAGGCGAUGGCUUCGUGCUCGUUCUCGAGCUCGGAGCAUGAGCGCGAGGACGCGGACGGAGCGAUCGGGCUUAUGAUGCUGUCAAGGGACUGCGGGUGCUGGGCCGGCGACAGGGACGGCAGCAGUGAGUCUUCGGACAAGGGAUCGGAAUUUGAUCUUCCGAGAAAAGGGAUUAAAAAGAUGGAGUAUUCCGAUGAUCAAUUGGUUGGCGAUCUUGAUUCGCUCAAGAAUCAAACAAUCUACCCUUUUCCUGCGGAGAUCAAGUGCUCCUCCUGUGAGGAGUCGGGAAAGGGUUUCCCGAACAAAAAGGAUCGGAGGAGCAUUUCGGACUCUAUCUCGCUAGGCGCUGCUUUCCAAUUGGAUGAUCAAAGAAGCCGAUUCCAAUGCGCGGACUGCAAGAAUUCUUUCCAAGCACUCGGCGGCCAUCGCGCGAGCCACAAGAAAACGAAUUGUUGUCCUAGAAGCAAGAUGGAUUCCGCCCGUGGGAUCGCUAACGAGGAAACUGUUGACGGAGACGAAGUCUCCGAAGCAAGUUUCGGAUCGACGAAGAAGAGGUGCCAUCCGAUGAUCCAGCUGCCGCCUCUGGAAAUGGCGAAUUCGCUCGAUCUCAACCUCCCGGCCGGCGUCGAUGGCGAUGCCGAAUUCGAUUCUUCCUCUUGGAUUCGCUGA
Zingiber officinale is the source of this 1026-nucleotide messenger RNA. RefSeq lists its product as uncharacterized. NCBI's taxonomy places the organism in Eukaryota, Viridiplantae, Streptophyta, Magnoliopsida, Zingiberales, Zingiberaceae. The record is from RefSeq and is a predicted model, not a curated record. The coding region runs from base 1 to 1026 and encodes 341 amino acids. The transcript has a single exon.